AUGAUUCUCGUUGGAUCAAUAACUGUUGGAGUCUUAUUGGGCAUUAUUGGUGCGAAUAUAAAAACAAUGUUUGAAAUUCAAAUGGUCUCUCAAGAAAUGAAGGUGCUACAUAUGAAUAUCCUCGAAGCUCUGGAAAAUCUGAUUAAAACAGAGGAUUCCACAGUUACUGUAAACUCAGUAGAUAUGACGACGCAAACGUAUCCAGUGCAUCAACUGAUUCGUGAACUUGAACUUAAUGAAAUAGCUAUUUCUCAUACUGAUGCCUGA
Molecule: messenger RNA, 267 nt
Organism: Thelazia callipaeda (thelaziosis nematode)
Lineage: Eukaryota; Metazoa; Nematoda; Chromadorea; Rhabditida; Thelaziidae
Source: the annotation of a GenBank genome assembly